UUUCUAUUCCAUUUUUUUUUAACUGGUUAAAGUGACGAACAUGGCGGACGAUAAAGAUGUGGAGGAAAAAACUAUCGCUGAAGAUUUGGUUGUUACCAAAUAUAAAAUGGCAGGGGAUAUUGUUAACAAAAUAUUGAAGCUUGUUAUUGAAAAAUGCGUUCCUGGUGCUUCAGUGAGGGAAAUUUGCAAUUACGGAGACGAGCUUUUAAACGAGGAAACUAGUAAAGUUUUCAAAAAAGAAAAGGAGUUGAAAAAAGGUAUUGCCUUUCCUACGUGUGUCUCGGUAAACAACUGUAUAUGCCAUUUUUCCCCAAUGCCCAGCGAGCCUGAUUGUAUAUUGAAAGAGGGAGAUUUAGCUAAAGUUGAUUUAGGAGCUCACAUUGAUGGUUUCAUUGCAGUUGUAGCUCACACCGUUGUGGUUGGCGCUAAACCUGAUCAAAAAAUCACAGGCAGGAAAGCUGAUGCGAUUUUAGCAGCCCACUAUGCCGCCCAAGCUGCCUUAAGGCUCCUAAAACCCGGCAACGAAACCUACACAAUCACAGAUUCUGUACAAAAAGUUGCAGAAUCCUUCAAUUGCAAACCUGUCGAGGGCAUGUUGAGCCAUCAACUCAAACAAUUCAAAAUUGAUUGUGAAAAAACAAUCAUACAGAAUCCCAAUGAUGCUCAAAGAAAAGAGCACGAAAAAUUCGAAUUGGACAAACACGAAGUGUACGCUUUGGACAUCUUGGUCAGUACGGGCGAAGGUGUAGGCAAAGAAACCGACACCAGAGUGUCAAUUUACAAAAAAACUGACGAGACUUAUCAGUUGAAACUGAAAGCUUCCAGAAUGUUCUACACUGAAGUUAGAACCAAGCACGGCAACAUGCCUUUUAAUUUGAAAUAUUUUGAAGAUGAAACUAAAGCUAAAAUGGGCGUCAAUGAGUGUGUGAAGAAUAAGCUUGUGGAACCUUUCCAGGUUUUGUAUGAGAAACCUAGUGAAAUUGUUGCCCAAUAUAAAUUCACUGUACUCAUCAUGCCCAAUGGACCUCACAAAAUUACUGGUUUGCCUGUUGAUGUAGACUUGUACGAAUCCGAACAUUCAAUAACAAACCCCGAACUCAAGACUCUUCUAAACAGUUCGGCCAACCCUAAACAGGCCAAAAAGAAGAAGAAGAAGUCCGAAAGUAACGCCUCUGAGCCCAUGGAAGUGGAGACUGCAGCUUGACUUUGAAUUUUUUCAUUUUUUUUUUUACUUGCUUUAUCCCCCAGAAAUACAUAUGAUAUAUUUUCUCUGACCCAUUUUAUAAUUAACUCCAGACUAUUUUUUAGCUUAAUAUUGCUGGCAAUUUUCAAGUUGAGAUGUAAUUAAUCUCUUAAUAGUAUUCAUGAUUUUUUGAAAUGUCCAGCGCCCCCCUUCUUACUCUGAUGUUGAAUUUGAAGCUAUUAUAUACUUUGUAAAAGUA
Molecule: messenger RNA, 1442 nt
Organism: Ceutorhynchus assimilis (cabbage seed weevil)
Lineage: Eukaryota; Metazoa; Arthropoda; Insecta; Coleoptera; Curculionidae
Source: the annotation of a GenBank genome assembly